Messenger RNA from Lolium rigidum, 1815 nucleotides. RefSeq names its product BTB/POZ domain-containing protein NPY4-like. Gene Ontology annotation, molecular function: protein binding. The transcript is spliced from 4 exons. The record is from RefSeq and is a predicted model, not a curated record. The coding region runs from base 1 to 1815 and encodes 604 amino acids. NCBI's taxonomy places the organism in Eukaryota, Viridiplantae, Streptophyta, Magnoliopsida, Poales, Poaceae.
AUGAAGUUCAUGAAGCUUGGAUCCAAUCCGGACACCUUUCAGGAUGAUGGGAGCCAAGUCAGUAUUGUGGAUUCUGAAUUGGUGAGCGAUAUCACUGUUCGUCUAGGGACUACAAAGUUUCACCUUCACAAGUUUCCACUUCUAUCCAAGUGUGCUCGCUUUCAGAAGUUGAUCCCAACUACUGGUGAUGAAAAUAUUGAUAUCCACAUCCAUGACAUUCCUGGUGGCCCAAAAGCUUUUGAGUUAUGUGCCAAGUUUUGCUAUGGCAUGGUUGUCACACUUAAUGCCUACAAUGUUAUUGCUGCUCGCUGUGCUGCGGAGUACUUGGAGAUGAAUGAAACCGUCGACAAGGGUAAUCUAAUUUACAAGAUUGAUGUCUUCCUCAGCUCAUGCAUAUUCAGGAGUUGGAAAGACUCUAUUAUUGUUCUUGGAACUACAAAGGCUCAUUUACCAUGGUCAGAGGAUCUCAAGCUGGUUAGCCAUUGCAUUGACUCCAUUGCUUCAAAAGCCUCUGCUGACACUUCCAAGGUUGAAUGGUCGUAUACGUACAAUCGCAAGAAGCUCCCAACUGAGAAUGACCUCGAUUCGCAAUGGAACGGAGUCAAGAAGCAGCAGUCUGUGCCAAAGGAUUGGUGGGUUGAGGAUCUCACAGAUCUCGACAUUGAUUCCUACAAGCAAGUCAUAACAGCAAUCAAGACAAUGGGUAUGGUGCCAAAGGAGGCUAUCGGUGAGGCAAUCAAGGCAUACACAUACAAGAAGCUCCCGUCGUUAAGUAAGGUCUCAAUGAUACAUGGUGAUGCAAAGGUCCGAGCGAUGCUAGUUACCAUCACAUGCUUGCUGCCAUCAGAGAAAGGCUCAGUCUCAUGCAGCUUCCUGCUGAAGCUACUCAGGGCAACCAAUUUGCUUAAGUGUGGAGAGAUGUGCAGGAAAGAGCUUGUGAAGCGCAUUGGGCGACAACUGGAUGAAGCAUCCGUGUCAGAUCUUCUCAUUCCUACAGUCGAUGGAGAGACAACUGUUUAUGACAUUGACAUGAUCCUUAGCAUUGUUGAAGAGUAUGUCAGGCAAGACUGCAAAAAUGCCCAGAAACAUAAUGCUGAAUUGAACGGUCAUGUCCAAGCACCUAGCGCAUCUAUGAUUACAGUAGCAAAAGUUGUUGAUGGAUAUCUCACCGAAGUUGCAAAGGACCCAAAUACCCCUGUUUUGAAGUUCAUUCAUCUUGCUGAAGCAGUUUCAGGCAAUUCAAGGCCGUUCCAUGAUGGGCUAUACCGAGCCAUUGACACGUAUCUGAAGGAGCACCCAAGCUUAAGCAAGAGCGACAAAAAGAAACUUUGCUGCCUCAUGGACUGCAAGAAGUUGUCACCUGAUGCAUGCGCUCACGCUGUCCAGAACGAGCGUCUGCCUCUGAGAACUGUGGUUCAGGUUCUAUACCAUGAGCAGACAAGGGCUUCCGCAGCAGCAACCGUCCGAGCUGACAGCAUCUGCAUCGGCUCCUACGAAAGCUCAAGGUCAGGAGCCACAACGAACACUGAAGAUGAGUGGGAUGGAGUCAUAGCGGUGGAAGAACUCAGUCUGUCGAAGACUACAAAGCUAGACAAAUGUGACAGCGCUGAAAAGAGCCACGGCAGCAGCAAGAGCACCACCAAUGGCAAGGUGAAAGGCGGCGCGACACCAAAGAAGGUUCUCGGGAAGAUGCUGUCGAGCAAAGGGCUGACCGGGGAGCGGAGCAGCUCGGACUCAUCCGACAGCGCCAUCUUGCGGAGCCAGGAUCAUCCAAAGAGGACUCCCUCCAGGAGCACGAAGCCGGCUGCUGCAUAG